AACAUGUCUGUGUGGAAUCAUUCAAGCACCACUGAGUUUAUUCUCCUGGGAAUCACAAGCCGAAUGGAGCUGAAACUGCCCCUCUUCUUUCUGUUCCUUCUGAUCUACAUUGUCACCCUGGUGGGGAACAUAGGGAUGAUCUUGCUCAUCAGGAGAGACCCUCGCCUCCACACCCCCAUGUACUUCUUUCUCAGUAACUUGGCUUUUGUGGAUGUCAACUAUUCCUCAGCCAUCACACCCAACAUGUUAGUCACUCUCUUGGCAGAGAACAAACGCAUUGGGGUCAUUGGAUGUGCAACUCAGAUGUUUAUGUUUGUUAUAUGUGGGAGUUCUGAAUGCCUCUUGUUGGCAGUGAUGGCGUACGACCGGUAUGUGGCUAUCUGCAACCCACUGCGUUACCCCAUCAUAAUGUCAGGGAAAAGGUGCAUGUGGCUAGUAGCUGGUUCCUAUUUCCUUGGAAAUUCUUAUGCAGUUCUACAUACAGUGUUUACCUUCACUCUGUCCUUUUGUGGGCCAAAUGUGAUCAACCAUUAUUACUGCGACAUUCCCCCACUGCUACAGCUUUCUUGUUCAGAUACGCACACCAACGAGACGGUGAUAUUUGCACAGGUUAGCAUAAAUUGCGUUGGCACGACAGCAAUCAUCUUGCUCUCCUAUGCCUGUAUCUUGGCCACCAUUUUGAAGAUCCAUUCUGCCGAGAGCAGGCGCAAGGCCUUUUCCACCUGCACAUCCCAUCUGACAGUUGUCAGCUUAUUCUAUGGGGCAAUUUUCUUCAUGUAUCUGAGGCCCAGCUCCACGUACGCACUAGAGCAAGACAAAGUGGCCUCGCUAUUCUACACGGUGGUGAUGCCCAUGCUGAAUCCCCUCAUCUACAGCCUGAGAAACAAGGAGGUUAAGGAUGCAUUUUGGAGACUGCUUGGGAAGACACUGCCAUUGUAA
Messenger RNA from Podarcis muralis (Common wall lizard), 939 nucleotides. The record is from RefSeq and is a predicted model, not a curated record. NCBI's taxonomy places the organism in Eukaryota, Metazoa, Chordata, Lepidosauria, Squamata, Lacertidae.